AUGGAUAAACAGCACGACUUGUCAGAGUCCGAUCAAAUUAAGGUCUUGUCUGAUGCGACAGUAACAUCCCCUUCCACCAGCUCAAAUACCUCUGCUGGACAACAUGAUAAACAAAAGCUUUUUCAACAACCUAGUACCUUAAGCGAUCAGCCACCGAGAACUCCUACUUCUCGUGGACGAGGAUACCGCUCUGUGAGAUUUGCGAAGUCUGUCAUCUCGCCUGCUCAUCGCGCACCCUUGCGACCAUCAACUCCCUUGCCCAGGCAACUUAAAUCAGACCUAGAAGAUCAACAGACAAUCGAGUAUUUCAGCUAUCGCAGCGGGUACAAAUCAGGAAGAGAGCAACAAGAACCCAGUGUUGCACCUAAAUCAUUAAGGACUGCGAGUGAGGAUUACGAUCAAAGCGUAUUAUGUACGGCGUGGGAAAGUGGGGACGAGCAGUGCAGCAGUUCGAAAAAAAGUAAAUUAGAACAUGUCUCGAUUGAGCCUAUCUUCAACAUCACACCAUCAUCCGAAAAUGACUAUUACGAUGAAGCACUUCAAUAUGAGAGCAUCUCGCCAUCCCCUUCAUCUGAAAAACUUAGUGGCGCUCCAGACGAUGCUUGUUCUACAUCUACUAUUUCUCUAUCAACUCUUGGACAAACCAACAGUGCAACUUCACGGUCACUGCUUAGGACACCUACUUCCAGCACAACAAGGCCUGCUAUUGUCACGCCAUUAAGGCCACUAAGCCUCAAUGGUCCGCGCACUUACUCACCACUGGCCUGUAUCACAACCUCACCUGGCAUUAGCUUUCUAAGGACGCCAACGUCUGUUGGACAAGCUUCGAAGGCUCCGAAUCGUUAUUCUGAGCCUAGUAGAGAUUCUAGUGCGGCUUCCAGGCAUACACGGCCUUCGAUGCUUCGCUUCUCGUACGGCGACAGCCAUUCAACGCGUUCGCUGGUAUCACCGCAGCCACCUCCAGAGUUGAACACCACCGGUAUUCGCUCAGAAGAGCCUAAACUCACAUCUUCGAGAGAAGGUAAUAGAGAGGAGGAAGGCGCCAAUCAAGCAGAAAGCGCUGGAGAUGGCAAACAGAAGAAUACUUUUCUUUCAACCUUUUCCUCUGCAGAAAUCCUUAUUCAAAGCGAGUACAAAGCCGAGAUCGUGGAUUAUGGCGAUGAGGAAAUAAACGAUACAAAUGAAGGGACAACCUCCGAGAACGAAAAAGAGGAGGGUGUACGCCCAUUAGCACCUGCUUAUGACGAACACCUUGGACAGAAAUGCGCCAUUCAAGCUGUAAUUACAGGGAAAAGUACUGAAGGAGCCUGUGAUAUCAAGCAAGAUGAAAGCACUGUAGACGAUAAAGGGAACAAAAGGCCUUCGUCACCUCCCUCUAGCUGGUGGUUAGUUGAACAGGACGAGAUUGAUUACAACUCGGACAAAGAAAAUAUUGAUCCUAGACAAUAUCAGCGGAGUGACCAUUCCGGCUCAUCCACAGUAGAGCAUGGAGUAGUCCCACAGACUCGAUGCGGUCUCCAUGCUCCCAAAUCUACUUCGCUUUUGGUAACUCGUAAGAUAAUUUUAUCCAACGUAGGUCCUCUAAGGAGCGUCGCCAAUGAGACAUCAUCCUCUGCACGCACUGCCAUCGAGACUAAAAAAGAUGAAUUGCAGCUCAAGCCAAAUGGACACAAGAUUAGCAAGCACGCUUGUAGAUUUGUACCUGCUAUUACCGCACCUUUCCAGAUUCUUUUCAUCCUCUUGUGUCUUCUCUAUCUGCUACGCGCUACAUUGCUAUUAGCAUAG
This is a messenger RNA of Lobosporangium transversale, 1785 nucleotides long. RefSeq lists its product as hypothetical. NCBI's taxonomy places the organism in Eukaryota, Fungi, Mortierellomycota, Mortierellomycetes, Mortierellales, Mortierellaceae. The transcript has 3 exons. The coding region runs from base 1 to 1785 and encodes 594 amino acids. The record is from RefSeq and is a predicted model, not a curated record.